AUGUCCGAUCGGGACAUUGCUAUUCAAGAACGUAAAUCUAAAAAACAACAAAAUAAAGAUGGUGAUCCGAUUGAAUGUACUUCUAAAGUUUUAUGUAUGAUACUUCCUGAAAAGACUGAUAAUGUCGAUUAUGCUUAUAUUGGUGAAUCCGGAUUUAUUGCAAAAAAAGUUAACUUAUCGAGACAUACUCGUGGGAUCGAAGAUCUCACAUUUGAUGAGAAAGAAACCUUUUUAUUUUCUGCAUCUUCAGAUGGACUUAUUAUAAAAUGGAAUCCUUUAUCAGGAGAAUGCUUGCAAAUAUUUGAAGGUCAUUUGACUAGUGUAUAUGCUUUAAAGGUUUUUGAUGAGGAAAUGUGGACAGAACAGACAGUUCAAGAAGAAAAAUCAUCAUCAAUGCUUACAGAAGAUGAAGAGCGCGAAUUAGAAGAAUUAAUGGAAGCCGAAGAUAUAUUAUAA
This is a messenger RNA of Racocetra fulgida, 456 nucleotides long. The record is from the annotation of a GenBank genome assembly. Lineage: Eukaryota; Fungi; Glomeromycota; Glomeromycetes; Diversisporales; Gigasporaceae.